This is a messenger RNA of Acanthosepion pharaonis, 795 nucleotides long. Lineage: Eukaryota; Metazoa; Mollusca; Cephalopoda; Sepiida; Sepiidae. The record is from the annotation of a GenBank genome assembly.
AUGAGAGUAUUAUCCCCUCGUCUAUCUUUUCUUUUCUUUUCUUUUCUUUUCUUUCUUUCUUUCUUUCUUUCUUUCUUUCUUUCUUUCUUUCUUUCUAAAUUUAAAACCAAACAGCCACAAAUUAAGCAUGGACAGCGGCUGCUGGAACUGUGCUGCCACCACGGACUGUACGUGACGAACACCUUCUUCAAGUGCAAAAAACGCCACAAAGUCUCUUGGACACACCUCCGUUCUCAACACUGUCACCAGCUCGACCUUGUCAUCACCAGGCGUGCAUACCUAAGGAGCGUUCUUCACACUCGAAGCUUCCACAGCGCAGACUGCGACACGGACCACUCCCUAGUAGGCUGCAAAGUGAGAUUGACAGCCAAGAGAAUACACCGCUCCAAAAGCAAGGGCUUCCCUCGCAUCAACACCUGUCGCUCCAAUGACCCUGAGAGUUCUCGCUGCUUCCAAACCACCUUUAGCGCGAAGGUCGACACAUCCUCCUUCGGUGACACUGACAUCGACAGUAAAUGGCACCACCUCCGUGAUGCCAUAUACACCUCAGCCCUUACUGCGUUCGGGAAGAAGGAUCGUCGAUAUGCGAACUGGUACGAAGCUUGCUGGGAUGAGAUGCAACCAGCCUCUGAAGCCAAGAGACAAGCACUUUUGGCCUACAAGCAAAACCCUUGUGUCAGUACCCGUGAUGCCCUCAGAGCUGAUCGCAGCAAGGCCCAGCAGAUUGCACGCCGCUGCGCCAACGACUACUGGCUGAACCUGUGCAGCAGAAUCCAGACAGUGGAAAUACAAUAG